This is a messenger RNA of Haliaeetus leucocephalus (bald eagle), 1689 nucleotides long. Its product is annotated as cytochrome P450 26C1. The annotation marks the transcript as partial. Gene Ontology annotation, molecular function: iron ion binding; monooxygenase activity; oxidoreductase activity, acting on paired donors, with incorporation or reduction of molecular oxygen. Gene Ontology annotation, biological process: sterol metabolic process. The transcript is spliced from 6 exons. The record is from RefSeq and is a predicted model, not a curated record. Lineage: Eukaryota; Metazoa; Chordata; Aves; Accipitriformes; Accipitridae.
GCGGCGCCGGCGCUGCUGGCCCUGGCGCUGCUGGUCACCCUGUGCCGGCACCUGUGGGCGCUGCGCUGGAGCCUCAGCCGGGACCGCGCCAGCGCCCUGCCCCUGCCCAGGGGCUCCAUGGGCUGGCCUUUCUUCGGGGAGACCCUGCACUGGCUGCUCCAGGGCUCCCGCUUCCACAGCUCCCGGCGGGAGAGGUACGGCAACGUGUUCAAGACCCACCUCCUGGGCCGGCCGGUGGUGCGGGUGACGGGCGCCGACAACAUCCGCAAGAUCCUGCUGGGUGAGCACACGCUGGUCAGCACGCAGUGGCCCCAGAGCACCCAGAUCAUCCUGGGCUCCCACACCCUGCUCGGCUCCAUCGGUGACCUGCACCGCCAGCGCCGCAAGAUCCUGGCCAGAGUGUUCAGCCGCGCCGCCCUGGAGAGCUACCUGCCACGGAUCCAGAAGGUCGUGAGCUGGGAGCUGCGGGGCUGGUGCAUGGAGCCGGGCUCCAUCGCAGUUUAUUCCUCCGCUAAAACCUUAACUUUCCGCAUUGCAGCUCAGAUUCUGCUGGGGCUCCGCCUGGAGGAAAACCAGUUCAAGGACCUGGCCAAAACUUUUGAACAGCUGGUGGAGAACCUCUUCUCCCUGCCCCUCAACAUACCCUUCAGCGGGCUGCGCAAGGGAAUCAAAGCACGGGACAUGCUACAUGAGUUUAUGGAGAAGGCUAUACAGGAAAAACUGCAGAGAAACAACCCCGAAGAUCACAGCGAUGCUCUGGAUUUCAUAAUAAACAGUGCCAAGGAGCACGGCAAAGAAUUCACCAUGCAGGAGCUAAAGGAGUCAGCGAUUGAGCUCAUAUUUGCUGCUUUUUUCACCACGGCUAGUGCCAGCACUUCUCUGAUCCUCCUACUACUGAAGCACCCCUCAGUGAUUGAAAAAAUAAGGCAGGAGCUGAAGUCCCAUGAGCUGUACCAGCAGUGUGAGCACUGCCCUGUGGGACCCUGCCCAGACACCCUGACUGCCCAGAGCAGGGACAGUGAGAAGCCACUUCUCCGCCCUACGGCCAAAGAUGCUCACGAGGACCAGAGCCAGCCUCUGUGCCCAAUGGAGGACGGUUCCCCCCAGCCCCACACCCUGCCAGAGCCCACCCUCCCCCAGAGCGGUCCUUGCGCUGGCCCCCAGUUUCGGGCGCCAUCAGGGCAGAGCUGUCGCUGCCCCUCAGACAUCAGCCUGGAGAAGCUGAGCCGCCUGCGCUACCUGGACUGUGUGAUUAAGGAGGUGCUGCGGGUGCUGCCACCCGUCUCCGGAGGCUACAGGACAGCACUGCAGACUUUUGAGCUGGACGGCUACCAGAUCCCCAAAGGCUGGAGCGUCAUGUACAGCAUUCGUGACACGCAUGAGACAGCCGCCAUCUACCAGAGCCCUCCCGGCGGCUUCGACCCAGACCGCUUCGGUGCCGCCCGGAUGGAGGCCGCAGGCCGCUUCCACUACAUCCCCUUUGGCGGUGGGGCACGGAGCUGCAUCGGCAAGGAGCUGGCACAGGCCAUCCUCAAGCUGCUGGCCAUCGAGCUGGUCAGCACGGCCCGCUGGGAGCUGGCCACCCCUGGCUACCCCGCCAUGCAGACCGUGCCCAUCGUGCACCCUGUCGACGAUGGGCUGCAGCUCUACUUCCACCCCUUGCAGCCCGGCCACGGCAGCGAAGCCUGA